AUGUGGCGCAUGGCUACAGCUGAACUGAGCAAGAGAACGGUCUACAAGGGCCAGAAGUUGCUCUUCAUGGGCACCAUCAAAGCGACUAUCAAGCACAUCUACAUCAAUGGCCAUUCGGUACAUUCUGGAUACUUCUCGCCAAGGACCAGACCCGUAUUUCGCAGCGAGUCUGCGCGGUAUGUCCUGUUCUUGCAGAUGUCAAAAGAAAUGUGGGACUUCGAUGCUGAAGGUGCUGGCGAGAUCAUGUUCAACAAGGUCGUGGGAGGUUUCCUCCCAGAUUUGUUCAAGAGAUGGCUCAGAAUCAACGCAAGACAUCUAGUAACUAUCAUACUCUUCACGAGGAUGGAAUAUGACGGUGAGGUUUCAACUGAACGAUCCACGAGUACGCCCAGGCGGAAUGACUCGAAAGCUCAGUCCAAUACUUUUCGCGAUUACUAUCGCGUCGUUGUAAGCGACAUGGCCAGUGGAGACUGGAUCAACAUUCUCUACCAGUUGAAGAAGGAAUUUAGAACGUUCCUUCGCGAGGUCUCCAUUGCCCCAAGACCCCUGGCUCAACAAGAACGGUAUUCGAAAGCCGAGCCGGAUGGUGCAGAACCAGAUAUGAUUGUAGCUGGCAAGCCCACAUCUGCCAGCCAAGGGAACAUCCUCGAAGCUAUCAAUUUAGCGGCUGCGCAAUUUUCCAAGGACUAUAUUGAUCGAGUUUUUGAGGUCGACUACAACAUGCUGAAGCUGACAACGGACACUCUCAUGGGCUCAGGUAUCGGCAUCGACCUAGUUUGUUUGUCACCUAUGCCACUGCAUUCGGUUCCGUUGUUCAAGUACCGCACCCCACGCUCGGUAUCCGCCGUUGAAUCUUUCCUUGCGAAGAGACAGGGUGAGAGGCGCAGUUCGGUGAAAAACUUCGCGGAUCUAGAGGACAGGACGCCACGUCAAUAUGAAUCUGUCCUUGGCUCGCUGGUACGCACGUCGUCUUCGACUGCUCUUCAUUCUGUGGCCGAAGAAAUCUCAGCUGCCGCCUCGGAGAAUCCCGAUGAGUGGCGAUUCGCAAUGCCCUACUGGGUUGAUGUGUCAUUCUGGUCCGGCACAGCUGAUGAUACCUUGGAGUUGACCAAGCCAAGGAAAGCCGACAGAAUAGUGAAGCGUACCCGAAAGAAAGGCAGAGUGUUUGCUUUACGCUGUCGCCUAUACGAGUUGCAAAUGAUGGGUGUCUUAGAGAACGAACUUGGAGACAUUUCGAUCCCAUACCUGGAGGAGGACCCUUUGUACCCACAUCAUAUGGGCGACCGUACCGAAUCGUCCGAAGCAAGAAGGGCGGCCGAAGAAAAGGCUGUCUUGAACUCCUCCAACAAUGCAACAGGGUCUUACUCUUCAAGGGGCGAUAGAGACUUUGGUGAGGAUCACUUCGACGAGAGAAGUGUUGCAUACAAGGCUUGGAUGGAAGCUUAUGACGAUAGAGUCUUUUCACCAGUGCCUCAGCCCGCGAUGACGAUGGAACAGCGAGGAAGGGGUGAUUCGCAUCUCAACCAGUCUCCAGAGUUGUCAAGAAGCUCGUAUCUCUCCACAUCGGUUCGCAGCGUUGAACCCGCUUUCGGCAAGACAGCUCGACCAUCGCAAGAUGCUACAUUCCAUCAAAUCAUGCCCCGGACCCGCGUCGUCCCAGUGUUCACCGACGCGGUGGCUCAGGAGACUCACAAGAUCACCACAUGUCCAUGCGAUCGACUCCACGGCACUCACCAGCGCCAAGCAGAGCACACUCUCCCCCCAGAAGCAUACGGUCACAGGUCGUGGGGCCCCCAGCUCCGUCUAACAACAUUGGGCCAAUGGUCGCCAAACCCGAGGCGAAGCCCCGACCUGAACGAGGACGACGAGAUGGAAACCCCCAAGUCCAGAGAAUCCCUGAUUCGAGAACUCAUCGCUUUCCGUCUUUCCCAUGGCUUUCAGAUCAUUGUUGGCUCUGCAGUCGCAGAGUUUUCCGGGCGGAACGAAAGAGCUCUGGCGAGUGUGCUAGCUCCAGACUAUAUGUCUACUGAUGGGGACACAGUCUUCAUGAGUGUUGGCAACAGCAUUCAUCAGUUGGUCUGCGUGGCUGGUGGCGAGGUCGAAGUCAAACGCUACAAUAGAAAGCCUACUACAGCCUUGGAGGAUUCGGCAGGUGUCGAUACUCCCUUUCCAUACAAAGCUUACAUUCGCACAGCUUUCGAGGAGAAAUAUACACCACGAGACAUCGUCCUGCGUCCGCCAAGGAAGGAGUACAAUUGGAACUUUAUUGACACAUUCUUAGCUGGCUAUCACGAUGAGCUGUCUGAUGUGCUGCGCUUCUGGAGAGCUCGAUUCGUUUUGAUCCCUGUGGAAAUACCUAUCGUAAACCGGCGCCCUCUGACCAUGCUCACCGAGGAUUCAGAGGAAGAGAUACAUUCCACCCGAGGAGCGCACACAUUCCAGGCAGCGACGUCUAAAAAACAAAAGGAUCCAAAUCCGCUUGCAAUUGCGUACCAUACACGCGACCCAUCUGCGGUCUUGGCUGCCGGUCCUGACACGGCCUUGUACAAUGAGAAUGAAAGUGAAUUGCAGAGUACACUUUUCUCCGAGACAGAAAAGUAUCACACAUCCAACAUUGACCUCAAGAAGCUUGCCGAAGACAUUCAGGGCGAGAAGGGUAUACAGGUGCUUGACAGAAGAUGGCUUCGAUUCUGGUCAACUGGCUUUUGUCCCAACUUCAAGGACCUGGAGACCCGCGACGACGCUGUUGAACUGGGCAACGAACUGAUGAACAAGGGACUAUUCAUGCACGUCCAGAAACGACACCAUUUCCGCGAUGGAAACUUCUUCUUCCAAAUAGCUCCAGAGUAUCGAGCUCCGCGGUCCGACUCCCGCACAGGCUGGUUUGGGAUGCGCAAGUCGGACAAAUCUGUCCCAUCUACGCCGCUCUCAGACGGAAGCUCUUCCAGUACCUCAGACUCAAGUCAGGAAGGAGAGAAGACGCCCACACGUAUCAGCAGCCCGAAACGUAAAGUCACUUUGUCUCGCGUCAUGCGCUACGAUGUAGACUCGCGUAAGCGAUCCUAUCGUCCCGAGAUCAUCUCCCUGCACUAUGACCGUCUGCACAACCCAGACAACUGCUACCAUAUUCGUAUCGACUGGAUGAAUGUCACAGCGAAGCUCAUAGAGGACGCCAUUGUCACAUGGGCGACGAGCGUCGAAAAGUACGGCCUGAAACUUGUAGAGGUGCCCAUUUCCGAGGUCGCGGACAUCAUCGAUCAUAAUCCCUUCCGGUCUCCAUACUCAAUCAAACUGGCACUACAGCCACCCCAGGCUCAACCAGAGGCAGUCUGGGAUUCGACACAUUUCUCUCCGCAGUACGCCAACGCAGACAAGUUCGCUUACCAUAAAGCUCUCCUUCGCAAGCUACACUUCGUCUUGGACAUGGAGGCUGCGAGCGCCUUUCCAUCAGACAUCGACGUGACUUACUCCUGGGGCAACCCAGACUACAAGUACACACAAUUCAUCCACUGCAGCGGAACACUCCUCGCCCAGAUCACCAACUCCGGCAACUUCAUCCUCCUCGCCAACCGACUCGCCCACAACCGUGCCAAAGACAACGGCCGCAUCCGCCUCACCGACCCCUACGAGCACAAAAAAGCAACCACAGACGGCAGCCAAAGCAUCCGUAUGCCCUCAACCCCCGCCGAGCGCGCCAACCCCCACCGCAGCCCCUUCUCCAGCCCUCUCGCGCGCCCCGUCCAAGACGCAAGCCUCCUGCACACCGCAUUCCAUGACAAGCCCCUCACCGCAUCGACCCAACUAGCCCACGCCGUCUCCCUCACCCCCGAACAAGUCAAAGACGAACUCGAAUCUUUCUGCUCCGACCCCGCCGCCCUUUCCGCAUUCUACAACGAAGCAUUUAAACAGGCGCCUUCGCCAUCUCCGCGUAUCUUACCGCAUGGGCUGGACGAUAAAAUCCCGAGCCUGGGUCUCCCGCCCGCGAUUAGUAUCCGUGAGGCGAGUCCCGCGGGGUCAGGGUGGACGCUGAGUUCGACGUUCACGGGGAGGGGAGGUAGUGGGCUUGUUGAUAUGCAUGUGGGCAUGGGCAGUGGGAUUGCGGGUAGGAGACAGGCAAGUGAGACGAAUAUGGCGGGGAUGGGGAGGAGGGGGAGUGUGAUGGAUAUUCAUGAGGGUGGGCCGAGGAGGCAGGAUAGUCAGGGGAGUUUGGGGAGUGAGGGAAGGAAGUAG
Messenger RNA from Parastagonospora nodorum SN15, 4230 nucleotides. RefSeq lists its product as hypothetical. The transcript has 7 exons. Gene Ontology annotation, molecular function: GTPase activator activity. Gene Ontology annotation, biological process: positive regulation of autophagy; intracellular signal transduction; negative regulation of TORC1 signaling. The record is from RefSeq and is a predicted model, not a curated record. Gene Ontology annotation, cellular component: GATOR1 complex. The coding region runs from base 1 to 4230 and encodes 1409 amino acids. Lineage: Eukaryota; Fungi; Ascomycota; Dothideomycetes; Pleosporales; Phaeosphaeriaceae.